Molecule: messenger RNA, 697 nt
Organism: Paramecium sonneborni
Lineage: Eukaryota; Ciliophora; Oligohymenophorea; Peniculida; Parameciidae
Source: the annotation of a GenBank genome assembly
CUGGGCCUAAGAGUUUUAAAUGCUUAUCUAAAAGUUCAAGAAAGAAUUACAGGAGAUUCAGCCAUUAAUAAUUAAGUAAGAGUUUAAAUCUUAGCCUCUGAUUCAAUCUGAAAAUAUUUUAUAAGAUUAGCUUAAUCCCAAUUAGAAAUGGUAAUUCUCUUAAUAACUGACAUUCUCAACAACUUAUAAGCAUAGUAGUUAUUCAGUAACUUAGAAAGGAAAAGUUAUUGAGAAUAAUUCAGCAGAUGGUUUUUUUUAUUGUGGUAUGUGUGAUUAAAUGAUUCCUAAGACUGGUGUGAUCUAAUUUGCUGUUAAAAUUAUUUAACUUUUUUAUAUUAUGAUUGGAAUUGGUUUUAGGGAUAUUGUGAAGAAUUACAAAUAUGAGAGUUGUUUUAAUGUUGGAGGAGGGUAUAUUGAUGAUAUUAAUAGUUCAAAAAAGAACAUAUAAUAUAGCAAAUGGUGGUUAAUGUUAUAAUCAUGAUUAACCAGAUAAAAAUAGUAAAUAUAUAUCAUUUAAAUUUUCAACUAAUGAUAUCCUAAUAGUUGAAGUGGAUAUUGAAAAGAAGUACGUGAAAUGGACAAAGUAAUCCAUAAAUGAAUCAUUCGUAUCAAUAUCUAUUUAUUAUUAAACUGUCACUAUUGAUACAUCCAAAGAUUUGUAUCCAUGAGUACAUUUUUUAGUAAAUCUAAAGUAGAG